CUCUUGGAUCUUCACGUGUUCGAAUAUGAAUUUUCUUGAUUUUGCGUGUAAUAAUUAGAAUUUUUUUUUUUGUGAGUAAAAUAAUUAACAUCAUGAAAGACAAACCAGUUUCACAUAAAAAUUUAAACACAUUCCACUUUUUGAAAUAUGCGGAACGUUUGAAAAAUGUGGAUGUGUGUAUUUAUCGUCAAGCCGAUACAUAUUUAUCCACUCCUGAUGGUAAAAAUACCUAUUUAUGGGAAGCCUUUGAAAAAUGGAGAGAUCUGGAUUAUUCAAUAAGUUAUGAGGAAUUUCGUAAAGAUAUUGGAGAUGAAAUUGAAACAUUGGAACAACUUGUCCUCAGAAAGGAUUCUAUUGUUGAAGUUUUCCUAAAACAUCUGAGAAAAGAGGAAAAUUUAGCAUUACCUGCUUUGCUUGAACUGACAGUCGCCUUAGCCAGAGACUUACAGCAUGAAUUAUACCCUCACUUUCCAGAAUUUUUCAAUGCUAUUAAAAUCCAUUUAUCUACAAAGGAUACAGAACUGUUGGAGAAAAUCUUCUUAUGUUUGGCAUUUUUAUUUAAAUUCUUUACUAAAUACAUAGUGAAAGAUAUUAAAAAUGUUUAUAAAUUAUUCUCUUCAUUAUUGGAUGAUACAAAUAAAGAAUAUAUUAGAAUAUUUGCCUGUGAAGCUUUUGCUGCGCUUCUGAGAAAAGUUCGAUCAAGAGAAGAUUUAUUCACUUUCAUAUUUUGUGACUUGCAACAAAAUCCUAAGCAAACUUAUGGGGUUGGACAACUAUUUUUUGAGACUGUUAAAGGUGUUAAAGAACAGUUUCAUUACUGCAUUGAACCAGUUUUCAAACUGCUUUUGAGAUUUUUAGGUAAAGAAAAUCUUUCUACAGAUUUGAUCGAAGAAUCUCUUCAUCAGAUGUUAAUUUCAAUGGCAAAACACACAGUUCAAAGGCAUUGUGUUCAAGUGCAAGAAAUAUUUUCGGCUGUCAUUAAUGAACUAAUUGUUGGUAUUCAAGAGACAGAUAUUGCAAACGAGGAUAAAAUUAGACAUCUAAAUCGUGUACUUCAUCUUCUUUGUUUCUGGAUAAGAUUCAAAAAUGGAAAGCUGAUAACAUCUGAAAAUGGAUUAAUAAAUGUUAUACUGAAUCUCUCGGGACUUAAAAGUUUACCACAGUAUUGUUUAAUAUCAGUUGUGGAAGUAAUAUCAUCUGUUAUGUUGAAUGGUUGCUUAAAUUUACCAAUUGAAAAGCUGAAGGUCAUAAUAUCUCAGAUAUGUUCACAUUCAGAUGAAAGUGCAGUCUUGUUUACAAGAAGCACCCUGAAAUAUGGAAUGUUUGAAAAGGAUAUUUUACCUGUUUUCUUAUCAAUCUGCUUAAAAAUGAUUCAAAGUGAAGACGACGAGAAAAGAAAUAAAGUGUUGGAAAUAUUAUCAGAAGCAAUAAUGACUUUAAAGCCAUUUACUGAAAGUGAAGAUGAUAUAAAAUCAUUUUCAAAAUUAUACUUGCAUAUAAACUCUUCAGAAAGUUCUUCUAACAAAGAUGAACAAUCAGCUUCUUAUGGUGUUUUUGAACAUUUUUUUAUGGAAUACCUUCAAUAUAGUGAUAUGGAAAGUAAUCUUAUGAAAACUAAGUCAGCACUUAUUUGCUUACCACAUCUUAGGUUUUUGAAAAAAGAUAAUAUAUGCCAUGUAAUUGAAGAACUCUCUCAAAAAAUUCAUCAGACAUUAUUGGCAGUUGAAAUUACAAAUAGUGAGAAGUCAAGAAAGCUUAGAUCUGUUCUUUAUCAAGCUUAUUUUGCAUAUUUAGUUAUUACAGUCUCUGACAAAAGAAAUGGUACUAUUUUCAACACCAGAUUUUUCAUGGAUUUAUUAAUGAAAUUUCCUGGUUGUGUAGAUAUUCUACGAAUGGUGGACUAUUAUAUAAGUAAUUUGACUAAAGCACCAGUUAUUGAAGAUUUGCCAGAACUGAUUUCAACUAUUAUACCAAACUUGGCUUCACCAUUCCAUUUGGUCCGCCUCUUUACAUUAAGAAUUUUGAAAUCAUUCGAUUUACAAGAGCAGCAAGGCAAAAAUAAGGUUUCAUCUGUAUUUUCUAUAUGCUUUGAAGCUGAGAAUAUUUCCUUGGAUGUGCAAACUUAUCGUGAGAAAUUAAAAUGGUUGAGAAAAUUAGAAUAUGAGUUCAUAGAGAAAAAUCUGCCUCCUUCUUAUGCUGAGCCAAUAACAAAAGCAGCCAUUCACUAUCUUCUUGGUAUGUUAUAUGUAAAUUUCAAGUUAUUAUGGGAUCCAUCAAUAAAUAUCUUACAAACAUAUGCAAAUGCAGCACCUCAGCUUUUUUGGGAUAUAUUUUAUCCCCAUUUGGAAAAAUCAUUUGAGCAGUGUGUGAGAUUUAAUUCAGGGGAAGAUGUUUACCCAGUUUCUGAAUCAUCUUCCAAUGAGAAAGUGGAUAUUUUCAAUCAUCAUACUUUGCUUUGGAAAGCAAUGGAGGGUUUUCAUGAUCUUGUGGAACGUAAAAAUAAAGUACUUGUUCCAAUGCUCUUACAAUUCAUGGUUAAGCUUGUUGAGCCUCCCGAACCUUUUAAAGAAGAAGACUCUGAACUGAUUGAUGACAAUGUUGAAACAGAUUUAUCACAAUUAGAAGAGAAAGAUGACUCAAUAAAUGAAGAUUCAGAUAAUGAGUCUGAGGACGAGGGAAAACUAGAUCGUCCAAAAGUACUAAAAUCUAAAAAGAAAAAGCCUGGUGUUAGGAAGUUUCAAAUAUCUAAGGUUCUUGCUGCUUAUUUGAAUAUCUUUUCAAAGUUUAAAAAUCCGAAGGGUGGUUAUAAAGCUGAUGAGUUGCAAAAAUUAUACAAAGAGCUCUUGAGUAAUACUGAUCCCAAGAUUCAGAAGCUGGCUUUUGAUUGUGUUAUGACUUUUGGUUACAAAUAUUUAACACCAUACAAGGAAAAUUUUUACCGAAUCUUAGAUAAUAAGACCUUUAAAACUGAAGUUGUUCUAUUCAGUGUUGAUACUGAAAAUAAAGUUAUUGCUGAAGAACAUAGAAUGGAUGCCUUGGCUAUUUUAAUGAGAAUUCUAUAUGGAAAAAUGUUGUAUAAAAUUGAUAGUCGUCCCAUGGUUCUUCGAUUUCUUGCUGGUUGUACAGCUGAAGAAUUAAAAAUGUUUUUUGAAUUAGUUUUUCUACCUUUUAAAGAGCAGAUGAAAGAUGAUUCUUUGACUGCUGUUAAAAAGAUAAAAGAAAAUGCUGAUGUGACAGCCAUUGUUCCUAUCCGCAAACAACACAGUGCUUUGAAUACCUUAGGUCUCAUAUUUCAAAAUUUGGGCAAUUUGAUUCCUGAAUUGUUACCUUCACUUCUGAAAGUACUUCUUAUUAUAACUGCAACUAGCAGUACACUAUUAACUAAACGUGAUGAAGUACUUCCACAUUGUUUGAAUCUUCUAAAAUCAGUGAGAACACAAGCUGUUGUAAAGCUGAUACAGUUUUUCAAAACAUUUGAAGACUACAAAUAUUUACCUGAAGAAAUAGAUGCUAUUUUUGAAAGUAUUAUAUGGACAAUGUUACCACGUCUUGAACUUGAUUCUGUUAAUCAACCUUCUCCAUUACUUCGAUUGUUUGCCACUUGGAGUGAAAACAUAAGAUAUUUCAUUCUUUUUGCAAAGCAUGCUGAAAAUGAUAAAUCCUUGACUCCUUUGCACCACAUGAUGGAAUUAUAUUGUUCAAGUCGGUGCAAACCACGAGUUAUUGGAGUGCUUUCCAAGAUUGUGUACCAACUACUUUGUGCUGAAGACAAAAUCUCUGAAGAAACAGAAAGUGAAAAAAUAUCCCCAAUUGAAAUAAAUUGUUCUGUGACAUUGCCUGAAAUAGAAAUAGAUAAUGUUCCUUGUACAUUAGGUACCAAGCUUUUAUUUCCCUAUGUUGAUAAAAUUCUGUGUAGAUUUGAAAUGAUAGCAACUGCUUUGUCAAAAAGAAAAAUUAAAAAAUCUUUGCCUAUAAGAGAUUUGACAAUUUUACUGAGAAUUACUCGAUUUGUUGAAGAUCCUAAGCUAUGUUUUAAGCUGAUUCAGCUGUUGCUGCCGUUUUUGAUGAAACCUAAAUUAGAUACAGAUUCGGAAGUUCUUAUUCUGAAUACUAUUUCAUCAUUACUAAGAAAAUCUGAAAACCCAGAUUAUUUCAUUAAAUUACUUGCUCCAUUUUUUGGGAAACUUUCUAAUCAAAACUCACGAACAGCUUUAGUUGGUGUGUUUUCUACAAUUUCUGAAAUUAGACCUGAAAUGAAACAACUAACUAGUAUUGUAUCAAAGAUAAAUGCCUAUGACCUUAGUUUCAUUGGACAACCAGACUAUCAGUUGAGAUCAGAUGGAAAUAAAGAGACAUUAGAAAUUGUUAAGAAAAUGGAUAAAACGUCCAUUAAUGAAGACUUCAUAAGAAUAAUAAUUUUUAAUUCUUCACAUAUGAUAAGAACGUGUGAUGAUCUGUCCUUACGAAUCAGCUUUUCAAAUGUACUUCAAGAACUUAGCAAAUUUCUUCAUACAAAUAUCAAUUCCUCUCCAGAAUUAAUUAAAUUGCUGAUAUUGGAUACUCUUCUCCAAGAAGUACAAAAAGGCAUCAAAAGUCCAUCUGAGUCAGUGAGACAUGAAUUUAUUCAAGUUCUACAAGUUGUUUUAGAAGUGUGGAAAGGCCUUCCAGCCUUAAAAGAAUUAGUAGCAUUGUGUCAUGAAGAUAAAGAUAUGGAUUUUUGGGAAAAUAUUAGACAUAUACAGGUUCAUCGACGAUCAAGAGCACUUUUACGUUUUGCUGACCUCAUAAGGAAACAAUGUGAAAACAAAGAAACUAUCUCCAUCUAUUAUCUUACUUCUUACAUGAUACCAAUUGUGUCUUCCUUUUUAUUCAAUUCAGCAUAUAAUAAGCAUGUUCAUGUGAUUGAUGCUGCUAUAGAGACUCUUUCAUCUAUUGCUCUUGCCUUACCUUGGCAUCAGUAUGAACCUCUGCUAAAGCAGUAUUUGCAGAUGCUGAGUACUGAUAUUGAACAUCAGAAAACCAUUAUAAAAAUUAUAGUAGCUCUUUUGAAUUCUUUUCAUUUUGAAACAUCAUCCAAACGACCAGCUCCUGUCUCUGAGGAUCCAGUAAUAAAGAAGCCUGCCUUAGAAUUAACAAAUGCUGAGUCUAUGGAAACUGAAGGAGAAGCAGAAGGUGCUGAAAUGCCAAUUCAAUCCAUUUCUGUAGAUAUAUCAAAUGAUGUUGUUGGAGUUUCUGAUGAAAGCUUUAAAAUAUUCAUUUCUAUUAAAAGAAACAUUUUGCCUCUAUUGCAUCGCUCAUUGAUGAGAAAGACUAAGAGUGAAGAUGAACAUAAAUGGGCUGGAAAGCAUUACUCAGAAGAUGAAUACAUUUUGCGAGUACCCAUUGCUUUAGCCAUGGUGAAACUUCUACAAAAGCUUCCUACUGAAAGUCUAGAAAAGAAUCUACUUGGAAUAUUUCUCAAGAUGUGUGAUUUGCUGAAAACAAAAGCUGAAAGUAUUAGAGAGACAACUAGGGAGACUCUCGUAAAAAUGAUGGAUAGUUUAGGUCCCAAGUACUUCAGGUCCCUUUUAACAGAAAUGAUAGGUGUUAUGAAGCGAGGAUAUCAGGUUCAUGUAAUGAUUUUUACCAUUAAUGCUAUUCUACACAAACUGACAGAAAAGAUGGGACCAGGAGAUUUAGAUAGUUCCGCUGCAGAUCUCACUCGGAUCUGUGCAAAUGAAUUAUUCUCUGACAUUGCUGAGGAGAAAGAAGUGGAGAAGAUCACUGGAAAGUUAAAAGAAGCAAGGAGCAUCAAAAGCUAUUCAAUUUUUAAAAUUCUGAGUCAGUUUGUCUCAGAAGAACAUUUGCUAGAAAUUAUACAGCCAUUGAAAGAGGAGGUCUCAAAGCGGCACAGUCACAAAAUUAUGAAGAAGGUAUCUGAAUGUUUGAAAAGUAUAGCUCAAGGUCUCAGUAAAAAUCAAGGUGUUGAGGAUAAGAAACUUCUCGUGUUCAUUCAUCUUAUUAUAAAUGAAAGUAUGCCAGGGUUGAAUAAAAAGAAACAAGAAGAUGCUACUAAGCCAAAGUUUGAACGUCCUGACUGUCUGCUAAUACCAAAAGAACCAGGAAGGAGUGGUCCUCCUGCCAAGUUAAAUAAGAAAACUUCUGAUCAUGUAUUUGUGGAAUUUGGUUUACAACUUUUACUUUUUUCAUUGAAAAAGGAUACAUUUGAUAAGAAUAAAAAGGAAAUCCUGGAGAUGUUAGAUCCUUUUGUUGCUCUUCUUGCUGAUUGUUUAGCAUCCAAUAAUGUAAAGAUUAUAACUUUAGCACUGCAAUGCUUAAAGCCACUUUAUAAAUAUCCUCUUCCUUCUUUUAAAACAAUUACGAGGAAAAUUGUGAACUCUCUGUUUCUUAUUGUGAAUAAGUAUGCUGCAGUUGGAAUGGCUCAGGGUGAAAAUUUUGAAAUGGUUGUAAUGUGUUUCAAGCUACUUACUGUUCUUGUGAAAGAUUCUCAGUACCAUGUCAUGAAUGAAGAACAGCUUAAAUCCUUACUGAGUUAUGUAGAGCAAGACAUGUAUGACUAUUUAAGACAAGCAACAGCUUUUACACUGUUGAAGGCAAUUUUGUCUAAAAAAUUACAAGCACCGGAGCUGCGAGGAAUAUUGAGUAAAGUUGCUGAAAUGUCUAUUACUUCUGAGCAAGCUCAUGUCAGAAAUCAGUGUAGACAGGUUUGUAUGCAGUAUAUGCUGGACUAUCCCCUUGGAAAACAUCUUGAAAAGUCUAUAACUUUUUUCAUUUCUCAACUUGAAUACCCUAUGGAGCAUGGCCGUGUCUCAGCUUUAGAAAUGAUCAAUUCGAUGCUGAAUUCUUUUCCUGAAAAUGUGUUGAAGAGGCAUUCAGCUCUCUUCUUAAUACCACUGUCAGCCAGGCUGGUUAAUGAUGUUCCGGAAUGCCGAAAGAUGGUUGCACAAUGCAUAAAGACACUUCUUACUAAGAUUCAGCAUGAUGGACGGUCAUCAAUAUUUUCUGUGCCAUUUGCAUGGUUGCAAGCAAAAAAGGUUUCCAUGAAACGCUUAGGAGCACAAUUAUGCGGUAUGUUUGCUGAAAUAGAAGGUGAACUAUUUGAGCAUCGCUUCCAUGAGAUUUUACCUAUUAUUACAGAACUUGUACUUACUGCCAAAUCAGAAGAAGUUAAAAGCCAAGCUGAUGAGAGGUCCACUGACCAUUUCCUGUACCAAAUCCUGAAUUCUUUGACAAAAAUGCUGUCUUUUUGCCCUGUUAUAAGAAAGAAAGAUUUUGCUGAUAGUUUGAAGUCAUUAUAUAAUGAACUUCAAGGCCUUAUUCUUUAUCCUCAUGUUUGGGUUCGAUUCGCCACAAACCAGCUCUUUAAUUUAAUGUUAUUAUCUUAUUCCGUAGAAGAAAUUGUGAAAGCCAUUUGCAAAAAGAAAAAAGAUAAUUCUGUUUUCCUCAAUAGCAGACAAAUGCUUAGAGAUUUAUCUGCAGACUUCUCUACACAACUACAAAGUCCAUUCUUAGAUGAAAAAUUUGGGGAAUUGAUCAUUCGUAAUCUUAUCUACUUAGCCAGAAUAAUAGCAAAACUUCCUGAAAAAUCCAUCCAAAGUGACGAAACAGUUGAAGUUACUUUAGAUUGGAUGAUCCGAAGGCUUUGUCGAGAAGCAAAGAGAGAAGUAGCAGAUAAUCCUACAUUUUAUGAAAGGAGAAGAUGUGUUUUCAUGUUUAUGGCUGCAUUUGCUGGUGUAAUAGAAAAAGAGAAAUUAGUAUCUCUAUUAAGUAAUAUGCUAGUCCCCUUAUGUAGGGAAAUUAGUGACGCUUCAAAAUAUACAAAUGAAGAUAUAAAGAAGAUUGCACAAGAAGCCCUAGAUAUAAUUAAAACAAUUGUGGGUGUCGAUGAAUUUUCUGAUGCAUAUGCACAAGUACAAACAACUUUAUUCAAGAAGAAAGUGAAGAGGAAACAAGAAAAAGCUCAAGAAGCUGUUACUGAUCCAGAGAAAUAUGCACAGAAAAGAAUUAAGAAGCAAUUAAGUAAGAGAGAAUCAAAGAAAAGAAAGAUCAUGAAGUUAAAAGGCAAAAAGAAAGUUGUAAAGAAGACCAAAUUGUCAGAUUUGGUUAUAGCCUCGUAAAAGACUUGGAUAAAUGAACUUGUAAAUAUGUCCAAUAAUUUGUACAAUAAAUUAUUUUAAUAUAUU
This is a messenger RNA of Argiope bruennichi, 8183 nucleotides long. Its product is annotated as small subunit processome component 20 homolog. The transcript is spliced from 61 exons. The record is from RefSeq and is a predicted model, not a curated record. Lineage: Eukaryota; Metazoa; Arthropoda; Arachnida; Araneae; Araneidae. Bases 93 to 8117 code for a protein of 2674 amino acids. Gene Ontology annotation, cellular component: 90S preribosome; small-subunit processome; nucleolus.